AUAUGCACAGGAUGAACUACACCCGAGGCAGUCGCUCUGUGGAGUGCCUCAAUCUGAAUCUGGGCCUGGGACUACGCGAGAGCGAUCUGCUGUCUGGCCAACUGUCGGCGGGCAUUUUCCGGCAGCGCCUCAGUGCAGCAGAGAAUCUCUACCAGCGCAACCUGACCGGCCACUAUGGGUGUGUCAAUGCCUUGGAAUUUAGCAACGGUGGACAGUUCCUCGCCUCAGGUGGGGACGACAAGCGGGUGCUGCUGUGGAACAUCGACCAGGAGGUGAUGUCCGAAAUGGGACGGCCGCAGGUCAUGAACGAGACGCACACCAGCAACAUCUUCUGCCUGGGCUUCGACACCCUCAAUGCACAUGUGUUUUCCGGUGGCAACGAUGACCUGGUCAUUCAACAUGAUCUUGCCACCGGCAAGCUCUUGAAUUACUUUUCACAUGGAGGACCCGUCUAUGGGCUGAGCGUGGACCGGACCAGCGUCCAUCUAUUCAGCGUGGCCACUGAGAGCGGCGAGGUCCUGUUCUAUGACCUGCGUGUGGGUAACUACGAGCCCCUGACUGUGGCCAAAUUCCGUUCCCCGUUUAAUGCCGUCGAGUUUCAUCCGCUGAAUGGCAACUUCCUGGCCACGGCCAAUGCCAAGCGCGGCGCCAUGCUCUGGGAUCUGAGGCAUCAUAAUCAUCCCCUCUGCCAGUUCAACUAUAUCCCGGAAUCGCCCAGCUGCAUGAGUGUGCGUUUCAAUUGCAGUGGCAGCCUCCUGCUCACCCUGCACCGUCGACUGCCACCUAUAUUGUUCAGUCCCAACUCGCCGGAGCCUUUGGGGACCUUCUACCAUGACGAGUACUUUAACUCGUGCACCAUGAAGAGCUGCACCUUUGCAGGCCCGCAGGAUGAGAUGGUUGUGUCCGGCUCGGAUAACUUUAACAUGUUCAUUUGGCGGAUGGAUGGUGUGGAUUUGGAGGAAAAGAAUCAAUGGAUUGACACGCCCCCCAUUAUCCUGACCGGCCAUCGUUCUGUGGUCAAUCAGGUGCGCUUCAAUCGACAGCGCUGCCUGCUGGCCUCUUCUGGUGUGGAGAAGAUUAUUAAGCUAUGGAGCCCUUUUGAACAGCAUGGCUGGGAGGGAUCGCUGAUGUAUCCGCCAGCCAAGCCCUACUGCAACCGCACCCUGCACAACAACACCACGGAGCAUGUUAUACAGGACUUUAGCUCUUGCGACACUGACGAGGACCAGGCGAUGCUGGCCUUCUUCGAUACUUUGGUGCAACGGGAGCUGGAAUCCUGGAACACCAAUGGCAAUCAUACGAGCAGUGACAGCACCUCCUCUAGCACAUCCUCAGAGCGCAGCGAGGCUGGGGCCAGCUCGGCAUCGGAGGAGGAGCCCACCGAUGAUGAGGACGAUACCCCCAACGUCAGCGAGCUCUCCUGGCAGACGCAUCCUAAUCGCAUCUUCUAUCUGAUCGCCAAGAAGCGUCGCGCUCUUUUGCAAAUGGCUGUAAAGGGCACUGGGGGCCAGCAGCGCAGUGUGGAAGAGCUGCUGGCACGACUCAAUGGGGAGCAGAAGCAGGCGGCCACCGCGGCCCGCAUCAGCGACUGGCUGGUCGAGACACAUCGCCUGUUUGGGGACGAUGAGAUGCCCACCACUUCCGCCGAGGCUGCAGCCCGCGAGCAGCGUCGUCGCGUCUUCGAUCAGCUCUCCCGUAGUCCCCGCAAGCCGCCUGUACUCAAAAUAGCAGAUACGCUGCAAAUGGAGCAGAUGGAGCGCAAAAGGAAGUUGAUUCGUGAGCGCUUUGCCGCCAGAAAGCGGCACCGCCCCGCCGCACGGCCACGAUCCAGCGAUCUGGAAAAUGACAGCAUCGAAGGAUUCGAGGAGGACCCCAACAAUUCGUCUGAAGAGGAGGAGGAGGAUGCCGAAUCUGAGGAUAACAAUAAUAAUAAUGGCACCGAUGGCAUUAACGAAGCUACGGCUAUGGCUGUGGCUGUGGCUGUUGAUGAUGACACUGAUGACUCAUUGUCCACGUCCAUGACCUCCAUGGAGGCCCAACUUUCGCAGGCUCCCAGCACAUCCAGCUCGUAUCCGUUCCUCGUGGAAACCGAGGCCAAUAACAACAACCAAAUGGCUUCGAACAACAACCACAAGCCACCUGCCGCUGCCAAUGGAUCGACUGUGGAUAUGUGCAACACGGAGUCAUCAUCCGCCUCCGCCUCCGCAUCCACAUCCUCGUCCACAUCGAACUGAGAUCGAUCGUAUAACUAAACUUAAGUUACACUACAUGUAAAUUUAAAUUAUCUUUUGUCUUCAGAAGAAGGGUCCAGGCGAAGGGCCAUGGGGCAAUGGGGCCAUGGGGCCAUGGAGGUUCCUUCGAUAUCUAUUGUAUAACCAUGAUCUGGGGUGAUCUCCAAAACUCACACAAAUUGAAUAUUUUUCGUUUUGCAAAAGAAAUCUGAAUAGCUUUCUGAGAAAGUAUUAUCUAUUAUCAUUAUUAAAACAUAAAAACCACAACUUGUAUUCCUUUUUUAAGAAACUGGAAAAGAACUCGAGAGUUUUUUUUCUAAAUGAAAUGCAAAUUCUGAAACAUUUUGU
This is a messenger RNA of Drosophila persimilis, 2579 nucleotides long. Its product is annotated as DDB1- and CUL4-associated factor 5. Gene Ontology annotation, cellular component: Cul4-RING E3 ubiquitin ligase complex; cytoplasm. The record is from RefSeq and is a predicted model, not a curated record. Gene Ontology annotation, molecular function: protein binding. The transcript is spliced from 8 exons. Bases 3 to 2234 code for a protein of 743 amino acids. Gene Ontology annotation, biological process: negative regulation of fatty acid biosynthetic process. Lineage: Eukaryota; Metazoa; Arthropoda; Insecta; Diptera; Drosophilidae.